UUUUACACUUACAUCAACAAUACAUAGCAUCAGAAGAUUCCAUGUAUACCUAUGGUAAUCUAUCAGGCAAAAGGUUUUAUUCAAGCUAUAGAUAUCCCAUAUACUCUCGCCUACCUUUUACUAAGAGCACAUCUAUAUCCGCAAAUAUAGUAAUACGAAAUGUGAAGACUACCUAUAACUUCGAGUCCACCGGGUCUAUUUUAUCGCCGAAUCAUCUACAAGCCGACUUACCUGCCCAAGCACCACCUAAAUGUAAACCUCAAAGAUAGACCCUUAACCUUACAGCAGCAGCAUUUCUUUACAGUUCUUUCCCUCAGAGCAAGCCGAAGGAACAGCAACAACAUGGCAUCAACCGAUGAAGACCCCGAAGACGCCAUCACCAAGGAAGAAAUCGCAGGAACAGCACCUGCCCCGGCGGACGCAGCAGGGGUCGGUGUAAGUCAAGGCACGAAGCGCAAUGCAUUCGCAGAACUCAUGUCGCCGAAGGCCAAGGCGGCAAAAGAAGAACCCAAACACCCCCCAACAAAAUCCUUCAACAGGCGCGACGGCCUCGGCGCCUACACCCACGACCCGACCGCCUUUCCCGCGAGCCGAGUCAUAUACUACAACGACGACUUCGUCGCUAUCAACGACAUGUACCCCAAAUCCACCGUCCACACGCUGCUCCUCCCGCGCUCGCCCCGCAGCCGUAUGCAUCCCUUCGACGCCUUCGAAGACGCCUCCUUCCUAGCCUCCGUACAAGCCGAAACGCAGAAGCUAAAACGCUUAGUAGCGAAGGAGCUACAGCGGCGGUACGGACGAUUCAGCGCCUUAGACCGUGAGCGCGAGGCCGUGCUCAACGGGCAGAAAGAGUGGGAUGGGGACGAGUUACCCAAGGGCCGAGACUGGGAGAGCGAGCUGCUGGUCGGCAUUCACGCGCAUCCGUCUAUGAAUGACUUACACGUACAUGUGCUGGCGCCGGAUAUGAUGUCGGAGUGUAUGCGCCACCGCAAGCACUACAAUAGUUUUAAUACGCCCUUCCUGAUCGACGUUGCCGACUUCCCGUUGGCGAAAAAUGACCAUAGGAGACACCCCGGCAAAGCCGGAUUCAUGAACGCCAACCUGAAGUGCUGGCGCUGCGGGAAGGAUUUUGGGGCCAGUUUUAAACGGCUCAAAGAGCAUCUCGCGGAGGAGUUCGAAGAGUGGAAGAGAAUCUGAACAAGAGCUUUACUCGUUUUGCAGAAUAAUCCAGAAGUCCCAAAGGGAUCCUGAAGUGAUACUGGAAGUGGCCAUAGGAGAUAGGGCUUGUGAGCUAGUUGUUCACGCCCUUUAAUAUGUACAUCAUGGCAUCGAUGCGAGUGCGUAGAUCAAAUAAUAUGCUUUACUACCUACUGUAUUAUAGGUGUGGAGAGGUCAGCGGAAGAUUGCAACGCAUAACGUUAGGUAAAUAACUUUUCGUAUGCUCCGUUUUUCCCUUUGGAAAACAGAGACAUAUAAUAAACAAGCUGCGAGGGAGCACCAGUAAUAGUCGUAGUCACAAUAGACUAGGAAGCCAUUACUGCUUCAGAAGUAUGUGUACAAGCCAGCUCCUCCCUAUCAACGCCAUUACUCUCAGCCAAUCGUAAAAGAAAACCCCAUCUCCCCUAUGCCCAAGUGUUCGCAUACAACCGAGUAUUGCUCACACAGAAGACCGAAAUGACCAUGCUUCGCAUACUUCGCAUAAUAGAAGCAUCGAGUCCUCAGUUCUCAGGAGCAGCAGGAGCACUCCUUACGUUACUGAUACGUCUGAGGACAUUGGAUAGAAAAGCACCCACGUAUAACGCGCGGACUUCGGUGCCCUAAUCCUCCUA
Molecule: messenger RNA, 1829 nt
Organism: Daldinia vernicosa
Lineage: Eukaryota; Fungi; Ascomycota; Sordariomycetes; Xylariales; Hypoxylaceae
Product: HIT-like protein
Exons: 2
Coding region: 343-1197 (284 amino acids)
Biological process (GO): double-strand break repair; single strand break repair
Cellular component (GO): nucleus
Molecular function (GO): DNA 5'-adenosine monophosphate hydrolase activity; double-stranded RNA binding; mismatched DNA binding
Source: RefSeq, a predicted model, not a curated record